Messenger RNA from Meleagris gallopavo (turkey), 4785 nucleotides. It is a transcript of the gene RBM45, whose product is annotated as RNA binding motif protein 45. The record is from RefSeq and is a predicted model, not a curated record. Gene Ontology annotation, molecular function: RNA binding. Lineage: Eukaryota; Metazoa; Chordata; Aves; Galliformes; Phasianidae.
CUGUCGGCCGAGUGCCUGGACGAGCCUCCCAACAGCCGCGUUUUCGUGGUGCUGGGCAAGGACGCGGGCGAGGCGCUGAUUCGGGAGCGCUUCGCUCCGUUUGGGGACAUCCAGAACAUCUGGCUGCUGCGCGACAAGCGCACCAACGAGUCCCGAGGCAUCGCCUUCAUCAAGUUCGCCCGCAGCUCGCAGGCCUGCCGGGCCAUGGAGGAGAUGCACGGCCGCAGCCUGGCCCCCGACACCAAGCCCAUCAAGGUAUUUAUUGCGCAGUCAAGAGCUUCUGGAAGCCACCGAGAUGUUGAAGAUGAGGAGCUUACACGAAUCUUUGUUAUGAUACCAAAGACCUAUACAGAGGAAGACCUGCGAGAGAAGUUUAAGAUGUAUGGCGACAUUGAGUAUUGCAGCAUUAUUAAAAACAAGACUACUGGAGAAAGCAAAGGUUUGGGCUAUGUGAGGUACUUAAAACCAUCGCAAGCUGCCCGAGCAAUUGAGGAGUGUGAUCGAAGCUACCGAGCCAUUUUGGCUGAACCGAAAAAUAAGUCACCUGAAUCUUUUGAACAUGAAUAUUAUAGCAAUAAUGCAAGGCAAGAACCAAGAGGAAAUGUAUUUCCAUUUUGUGCUCAGCCAGAGUUUUGUAGUUUUGAAAAAAAUGAGACCAGAAUUCAGGAGUCAGUCUCCAAACGUCUGUCAGUGGUAUCACGGCUUCCUUUUAUCCAAGAACAGCUGUUUGCCCUCUUUGAUCUAGUCCCAGGACUGGAGUAUUGUGAUGUUCAGCGAGAUCCUCAUACUAAUAAUGGGUAUGCUGUGAUUCAGUACAGUACAGCUGCAUCAGCUAUAUAUGCCAAGUAUAAGCUACAUGGGUUUGAGUAUCCUCCUGGAAACAGAUUAACUGUCAUUUUUCUAGAAGAUGGGAAUGAUAGUUCAGACCUCAUCAGAAAAAUGGCAACACAGCUGGUAACAGCACACAUGACCUCAGUGUUGCGAAAUAAUAACGCAAUUGUUCAGCAGUAUAGGACACCUCCUCAGGCAUUUGGAGGAACCUCUGGCUCACCAUUACUUCAGCCCCAAACUGAUGCUUUGCUUCCACCACCCAAAAAAAAAGUUCCACCUGACACUUCUGUGAAGGAAAGGCUUUUCAUACUUUUCCAUCCUCAUCCUUUACCUGUGACUAUACUGGAGGAUGUUUUCUGUCGUUUUGGAAAUUUAAUAAAAGUUUAUCUUGUGGCUGGAAAAAAUGUGGCCUAUGCAAAAUUUGCAGACAGAGCAAGUGCCAGUGAGGCCAUAACUGCGUUACAUGGCAAGAUUGUGAAUGGUGUCAGACUUAAAGUAAGGUUGGCAGACUCCCCCACAGAGGAAUCUAACAAACGUCAGAGAACCUACUAAGUAGAACUAAAUAAUGACAUGACCCUCGACUGACUGACUGACUGAAACGUGACUAGACAUGGUUCCUGGGGACAGUGACAUCUUUUUCUUUUCUUUCUUCCCUUUCUUUUGCAUUGUUACUCUGUUGCUAUCAUACUUUCUGUUUUUAAGAAGUGUGGACAUGCAGUUUUAAAAGAAUUUAGCAGUUUUAAAAUUGUAUACUGAUGGUUGUUCUUGUAGAAUCCUGUUACCUUGUAUUCCAGAAAUAAAUCUCUUGUGCUAAACUAAGUUUCACAAACAUGGAAAUAGUAGUGAUGGGAGUCAGGUUUUUGUGGCUUGACCUGGUUAAUUGAUAAUGAAUCAAUUUGUAACUACUCUAUAUUGAAGGCACUUCCAGUGGUCAGAAUUGCAUUGAAUUAGAGCAGUAGAUGAAAAGAAAGUGUAAGAGCUAUUUCAAAACCUACUAGAAUAUUUGAGAAUAUUAAGUCAGAUUUGAUGAAAAAGCCAUAUUCAAGAAAGUGAUUCAAGUACAGUCUUGAAUGUUUCACUGACUUGGACCAAGAGUAUUCUUUAUGCUUUAUGUGCUGUUUAGUGUAAAGGACAUUUAACUAUGGGUCAAGCUAUCAAAGCUGCUUGCGUUUGUCAUUUUCUUGAGGUACUGUCAUUGUAACUACAGAGAAAUUAUGGAGUCAGGGAAUGUUUUUUUCCCGUCUUUCACUUCUUUUCUUAAGAAGCUUUCAAUGAAUCAAUUGUUGAAGAAUUGGGUAAUUGAACAAAGUUCAGUAUUUCAGGAAGAUGAAGAGGAUUUAAGCGUUGCUAAAGAGUAAACAAAGAUAAUUUGAAUAAGCUUUUGCAAAGAUGAUUGUUAAAUACAAAUACUUCCUGAAUGCUAUUUGUUGAAUUGAAAAAUUUGUUAGUUAUUAAAUGUUGUUAGAUAAAACUCAAAUUCUAACUGCAUGCACGCUGGUGUACAAGCACGCUCUUUGAUGUACCUAGCUUCCAACUCCUCCAGUGCUGAUCCCCUGAUCCUCAAAUGGGGAUAAGUAGCUGAGCAUCCACAAUUUCCUCUGUCUCUGAGCGCAUUCCAAAAGAUAUCCUUUCAAAAAAUCUCCACCCCACAGGUAGGUGAGAAUGUAGUCCUAUGACUAAUGUUCCUGGGACGAAUUUUGCAUUUGUUUCAGUAACUCUGAGUUUCAGCGUCGUUCUACCCUUUAUAGAGUCUGCUGCCUUCUCAGUCCCUCUUAUUCUUUCCAAGAAAACUAGUUCUUGACAAGAAAUCUUUCCAGCCUUCCAUAUGGUGUUCCAAGCCCCUGACUUUCCCAAUCCAAAUAGUCAAUGUGCAGAAGUACAGUGUCUUUUAAGUGAUAUUUUUGUGUCUUGUUAUGCUUUUACCUGUGGCAGAUAGCCUCUUUUUCUUGUUUUCUUUGUUCAAGGAGAAGGAGGAAUUAAGGUAUCGGUAAAUAUCUCCAACUGAACUGAGGAUCAAAAAUAGGCUUACUCAAAACAUACAACUUUAUCAUUUGGUGCUUCACAGUCAGCUGUCUUGAAAUACUGCCAUAAUAAUAAUGACUAAGUCCUCUACGUUAGCCUUCUAGUAGUGUAAUGUGAGUAGACCUACUGUAAAAUUAAUGCAAUUAGAAUAAUAUUUACAGGCAGUACAAAACAGUUUAUAUGCUGCAUUAUUUUGACGUGUUUAGUGAGUUGUUCUUAUAUGUAAGGUGCAGGCAUGUUAAACCUUCAUUUUUUCUUUUUAAAAUAUGUAUAAAGAGUACCAAUUUUUUUACCUUAGAGAUAGUAGGUAAGAAUGAGAGGUGUUGCAAUUGGUUCAGAAAUUUAAAUUUUAAGUGACAGAAACUUAAAAUUUAAGUGUAUUUAAAAAAAGUACAAAGAACCUAUUAUUAACUUCAGUUAUUUUUGAAGUUAAAAGAGUGUUAGAGUUCAAAUCUGCAAACAUUAUUAACUUGCAGAAGGAAGGUUGCCUAAAAAACCUUGUUUAACUCUUCUCUAUUCCCCUGAUGUGUUAUGAUGCAGUCCUUGAUGACUCACCAGCAGCUUUUUUCCCCAAGAGUAAUUGUUUCAUUCAGCACAAAGAACUAAAUUGUAUCAGGGUAGCAUGGUUGAAGGAGAGUAUGAAAUUUCUGCUUAAUUUCUUGUAGACUUCAGAACUCAUACACUGAGCAAAAGUGCUUUAUGGUUAAGCCUGGGGAACUGGAUCUUCGUGAUUCUGAGAUUGUUUGUGACAUUUGCUACCAUUUCUCUGGGGUUCCUCUGGAAAAAUCCUGCUUUUUUGCUGGUUUUUUAUUUUUUUUCUUUUCCUUCCUUUUGAGUAAGUGUGGAGCUUUCUUAUGUUUCCUCAGGGGAACAAUGCUGACCAGGAUGCCAUAGAUCUAAGACUCCAGAAUUGUCAAGCAGUAUCUUUGCAGACUUAACUAUGCUGUGUGUGUGCGUGCAGUAUUUUUGGAAAGCAUCGGUUCUGCUGUGCAAAUAUGACAGUCAUUCUGUCCUGUUGGUGUAGCAGCUCUGGCAUGCUGCUGAAUGUGCAUCAUGCAGUGCAUCUUUGCAUCAAGAAUAAGCAAAUGGUGAUCUGUGCUAGUGCAGAAAUCUUUGCAGUAUAUAUGCAGAAGGUCCAAUGGCUUAUUUUUAUUUAAUUUUUUACAAUCUUGAGGUAACUAUGCAUGAUGCUACAGAGGCAUUGAAACUAAACUUUUCCCUUAGGUUCAGGAGACUUUUCACUAUUUUUCUGAAUAGAAAGCUUGGAUAUAAAAUGCAGAAAUGUUUUUCUUUGUCCAAAGCAGACAGUUUGGAAUAGACUUGUGUUUGAGAGGAUGUUUUAAAGCAUAGUGUAGUGAUGCAUGUAUAAUUUAAGUGCACAUGUUAUUGUGGUGAAAUAGUGGGAAUCUCUGCACAGACAGUUGGAAAAAAAAAAAAACCUGCUAAUUUGUCCUCUAAUUGCUCUUUUUGAUGAGUCCCUGCUAUGUCAGGAUCUAUAGUCUAAGGUGACAUUGAAUUUCCUAUUUGUUUAGUUGAUGUUAACAUUCUCUAGGAAUGUAAGUGCUCUGAAAAAAAUAAAGUGACAACUGUCUGACCUUGUCCAUCCAAGAUGUGGAAGAAGAAUCAACUGUUCAAAUGAUCUGGACAGCCACUUUCCAGAACCUUCAGCCCAAAGGGAAGGGAAAAGACUCUUUGUGAGUUGAAGCAAUGUUGCUGUUUUCCUAUCUUUCUCUGUCCUGUUAGACUCAUUAUGCGUCUCUGCAACAGGAGAUCAAAAUCUGGGAGAUCUCUAGUCCUACUUCAGGCUAUUUGGUCAGGUCUUGCUUCAGAUGGUUUUGAGCAGGUACUGGGAAGGAAGAAAUUGCCCCAUUUUCUGUACUGAGACUUCAGGAUGCCGUAAGAAGUAACUGCAGGCAGACGGUAUUUUUUCUU